GUGUGUGUGUGUGUGAAUUGUGAUGGAUUCACAAAACAAAUCAAAAAAACAAUCAAAUUUCCAUGGUGUGACAAUUAUUGAAGAAACAGAACUAAGCAUUUUCGAUGCGCACAAGUAUUUCAGCGAGACUGAAAUGAAUUCUCCGAAGCAAGAAAAGAAUCCACGUCAGCACCAACGACAAGAACAAUUGCAUGCAUGGCGAUCAUCUGAUUUCAGCUGGUGCGAGAUCAAUGGAUGUUGUAUCUGCUUCUGUUGAAUAUGGAUACGGGAGUAGGGAUUUCCGUACAAGAUCUUUCCGUGGGACCCCCACCGCUUCGUCGGAGGCCAGCUGGAACAGCCGCACCGGCCUCCUUCGGAAUCCUCCGGCGAGCUCUGCCGGUGUAGCUUCCACCGGAAAUUCGCCUUCUGAUGAUCAUUACAGCAGUAGGAAGAACUCUGCUUCUGCUGCUGCUGCUGCUGCUAAGAGAUGGAAGUUUCUUGGAAGAAAAUGCUGCUGCACCGGCGGGAAAUCCGUCCAGGUGGUUAAGACGACGGUGGUUACGUCGGAAUCGGAACAGAAGGGACCCGCCGGGAUAUUCGUCAACGGCGUGAUGAGAAAAACGCCACGUCAGGUGAUUCAAAACGGAAUUUCGCGAAGAAGAAGCUCGUCGUUCACGAGAGAUAUUAUCGAAAUCCAUCAGAAUAAAGCGCGGGUGUCUUCGUCGGGGCGGCCGUUUCUCGACGGCGGCGGCGUUGUGGGUUUCACUUUUCCGAUCCUGAAAAAUUCCUCCGACGUUCAGGCGACUAAAUCAAUCGUUAAUAGUCCGUCAUCGGCGAAAAAUCCCGUCGGUGGUUGUUCUUUUAACCAAGGGAGUGCAGUGGCGCGUGACGAUGACGUGGGGAGUGACGCGAGUUCGGACCUGUUCGAGAUUGAAAGCUUUUCAACUACUCAAACGACGUCGUAUCAUAUGUACCGCAGGAGGGAUUCCGCCGACGAGGAGCCCACUUCCAACGCAAGCAGAAUCAUUGCAUCCUCCAAUAGAAUCGUUCAGUACGGCGGCCGGAAUCUGGCAGCAACAGAGUGUUAUCCUCCAAGUGAGGUCAGCGUGACCACGGCGGAGGGAUUCGACAGGGCUAGGAUCGCCGACAGUACUUCCGCCUUGGGGAAGCGGGUGGAGGAGGAGGGUGGCGGCGACGGCAAGGGUAAUAAUAAUGGACUGAUGGCAAUGGGAUGUCGGCAGGAAAAGGCGGUGAGCGUGGGUCCGCCGGCGUUGAAAUAUUUGGCGGCGGAAGGCCCACCGAUGUUCCCGCUACGUGGGGUUAAUAGGCCGCCACGGGCUAAUAAGCCGCCGCUGGCGAGUUCUCACUCGGCCCGGUUGUCACUCGCUUUUGCGGCUUGA
Molecule: messenger RNA, 1379 nt
Organism: Erythranthe guttata (spotted monkey flower)
Lineage: Eukaryota; Viridiplantae; Streptophyta; Magnoliopsida; Lamiales; Phrymaceae
Product: protein PHYTOCHROME KINASE SUBSTRATE 4
Biological process (GO): phototropism
Source: RefSeq, a predicted model, not a curated record